This is a messenger RNA of Elaeis guineensis (African oil palm), 1959 nucleotides long. Its product is annotated as beta-1,2-xylosyltransferase RCN11. Lineage: Eukaryota; Viridiplantae; Streptophyta; Magnoliopsida; Arecales; Arecaceae. The record is from RefSeq and is a predicted model, not a curated record. Gene Ontology annotation, molecular function: glycosyltransferase activity.
AUCCACCGUAUAUGACAUCCGGUGAAGGUCGAAUAGAAUGCACUUCGACAAUUCCGCAGCUUGCUAGAACGAAACGGUCGAUGCCGUAGACGCCAGGUGUUGCCUGUUGAGCUCGUUUACUCGCUGGACCAUCCCGAAACCGUUCCUUCGUCCUCCCCCUGGCAUCUCUCUCGUCUCUCGCUCGAUCGCUCGGGGCGUCUCCUCAAGUCCUCCGCUGUCGCUCCUCCGUCAGCGACGAUGAGCCGAAGACAAAGUGGCCUCCUCCUCCGCACCAUCCUCUUCCUCUUCGCCCUCAACUUCGUCUCUCUCGCCUUCUACUUCCUCCUCCAUCCGCGCCCCUCCUUUUCCCCCAAAACCCUAACCCCACCCUCCUUUCCCGCCCUCAAGCCCUGGCCCUCCCUCCCUUCCUUCCUCCCCUGGUCCUUCUCACCCCCGCCGCCGGCCCACUCCUGCGAGGCCUACUUCGGCCACGGCUUCUCCCGCCGGAUCGACCUCCUCCGCUCCUCUUCCUCCGCCGGCGGCGGGGGGUGGUUCCGGUGCUACUACAGCGAGACCCUCGCAACCUCCAUCUGCGAGGGGGGCAGGAUAAGGAUGGACCCGGGGAGGAUCUCGAUGACGGACGGCGGAGAGGCGCUGGAGACGGUGAUGGGGCGCGAGGAGGAGGACGAGCUCCCCAAGUACGAGCCUGGGGCGUUCGAGAUCGAGGCCGGGGAGGAAGUUAUCGGGCGCGCCGAUCGGAGGGUCGUGGAUGAGCUUGAUCGAUAUUUGCCGCGGAAGGGGGUUCACAUCCAUACCAUGCGGGCUCUCAUGCGUUCCAUGCGGUUGGUCGACCCAGGGAAGCUCGAAUGUACUCAGUGGGUUGAUGAGCCAACUCUUCUGGUGACACGUUUUGAAUAUGCAAACCUUUACCACACAGUUACUGACUGGUAUAGUGCAUAUGUUAGUUCUCGAGUUACGAACUUGCCAAAUCGACCUAAUGUGGUUUUUGUGGAUGGCCAUUGCAAGUCACCGCUGGAAGAAGCUUGGGAGGCACUCUUUUCUGGUGUUAGAUAUGCUAAGAACUUUUCAGGUCCAGUUUGUUUUCGUCAUGCAAUUAUGUCACCCUUGGGGUAUGAGACAGCUAUAUUUAGAGGGCUGACCAAUAGGAUAACCUGUCGAGGCACAUCUGCACCCAUCCUCCAGGAAAACCCUGAUACUCAGAAAACUGCCCGACUAUCUGAAUUUGGAGAGAUGCUCAGAGCAGCUUUCGGUCUCCUAGGAGAUGGAAACCUGCCGACAAUGCCAUCGGCAGGCCAUAAUGUCCUUUUUGUGCGUCGUGAAGAUUAUUUAGCCCACCCGCGGCAUAGUGGAAGAGUGGAGUCUCGACUAAGCAAUGAGCAGGAGGUUUUUGAUGCAAUUAAGAAUUGGGCGGAUGAUCAUAAGAAAUGCAAAAUAAAUGUUGUCAAUGGUCUUUUUGGACACAUGCAUUUGAAAGAGCAAAUCCGUGCUAUUCAAGAGGCUUCAGUCAUCAUAGGGGCUCAUGGAGCUGGUCUCACUCAUUUGGUUGCAGCAACGGUUGACACCAUAGUGGUUGAGAUCAUCAGCAGCCAAUAUAGGCGCCCGCAUUUCGCCUCCAUCUCGGAGUGGAAAGGGUUGGAAUAUCAUGCCAUCAAUCUCGCUGGAUCAUUUGCUAUGCCAGCCGAUGUUGUCAACAAGCUUAGCAGCAUAAUGGGAAGCCUUGGAUGCUGAUAUCGUGGACAACAUCUUCAAGUGAGUGAUUCUUAGCGUGCAGUCAAAAUGCAAGCAUCCGUUUUACCCAAAAAGAGGGGGGAAAAAAAAACACAAAGCAUACUAUUGUUAAUAAAUUUUGUGCCGAUUUGGCUCAUGUUGUAGUGGAAGUAGCAUUUGCCAAACCAUUCCGGAUUCCGGAUGUGCUGAAUCCUAAUGAUCGAUUGGUAUUGUUCCGAUGUUCAAUUUUAA